AAGAUGGGAUAUAGCGAGCAUGGAUACAAGUUAACGAUGACGGGAGAAAAAAAGAAGAAAAAGCGGCUGAACCGCAGCAUUCUUUUGGCUAAGAAAAUUAUAAUAAAAGAUGGAGGCAGUCCUCAGGGGAUUGGCGAGCCCAGUGUAUAUCAUGCUGUGGUGGUCAUUUUCCUGGAGUUCUUCGCCUGGGGGCUGCUCACCACUCCGAUGCUCACGGUUUUACAUCAGACUUUCCCCCAGCACACAUUCCUAAUGAAUGGGCUCAUUCAUGGUGUCAAGGGCCUGCUGUCCUUCCUGAGUGCCCCCCUGAUUGGGGCCCUGUCAGAUGUGUGGGGUCGCAAGUCCUUCCUGCUGCUGACUGUCUUCUUCACCUGUGCCCCCAUCCCCCUCAUGCGGAUCAGCCCCUGGUGGUACUUCGCAGUCAUUUCCAUGUCGGGCGUCUUCGCCGUAACCUUCUCUGUGAUCUUCGCCUACGUGGCAGACAUCACGCAGGAGCACGAGAGGAGCACAGCCUACGGUUUGGUGUCGGCGACGUUUGCGGCCAGCCUAGUGACCAGUCCAGCAAUCGGGGCAUACCUUUCCCGGGCAUAUGGCGACACGCUGGUGGUCAUCCUGGCCACGGCCAUCGCGCUGCUGGACAUCUGUUUCAUCCUGGUGGCCGUUCCUGAGUCACUGCCAGAGAAAAUGAGGCCAGCGUCCUGGGGUGCCCCCAUUUCCUGGGAGCAGGCUGACCCUUUCGCUUCGCUGCGCAAGGUUGGCCAGGAUUCCACGGUCCUCCUCAUCUGCAUCACUGUCUUUCUGUCUUACCUCCCGGAGGCGGGCCAGUACUCCAGCUUCUUCCUCUAUCUCCGACAGGUCAUAGGGUUCACCUCAGAGACGGUGGCAGCCUUUAUCGCAGUGGUGGGAAUCCUGUCCAUCUUGGCGCAGACGGUGGUGCUUGGGAUCCUCAUGCGCUCCAUUGGGAACAAGAACACCAUCCUGCUGGGCCUUGGGUUUCAGAUCCUGCAGCUGGCCUGGUAUGGCUUUGGGUCGCAGCCGUGGAUGAUGUGGGCAGCAGGAGCUGUGGCCGCAAUGUCCAGCAUUACCUUCCCCGCCAUCAGUGCCAUCGUGUCCCGCAACGCCGACCCGGACCAGCAGGGAGUGGUACAGGGCAUGAUCACAGGGAUUCGAGGGCUUUGUAAUGGGCUGGGACCGGCGCUCUACGGGUUUGUCUUCUACCUGUUCCACGUGGAGCUGAACGAGAUGGACGCUGUGGAGAGCCCUGACAAGGACACUAAACCCAACAUGGCCAACCCUACAGAUGAGAGUGCCAUCAUCCCUGGGCCACCCUUCCUGUUCGGAGCGUGCUCAGUGCUGCUGUCACUGCUGGUGGCCCUCUUCAUCCCCGAGCACAGCGGCCUCAACCUGCGGGCCGGCAGCUACAAGAAGCACAGCAACGGAGCGCAGAGCCACUCCCACAGUCCCCAGGCGGGGGGCGCAGAGGGAAAGGAGCCUCUCCUGGAGGACAGCAGCGUAUAGCCCUGGUGGCGGGGGGGAUGGAGAUGCCACAACCCCUUGCCCUCCCUCCUGUGAGCUGCAGUAGGGGGCACUGUCUCCGCAGCUCAGAGUGGGCCCGCUUCUCACCUUUUACCAACUGGCUGGCUGGAGGACUCCAUGCAGCGUGGGCGCACUGCCUGGAGUGAGGUCCAGAGAGAGAGAGAGAGAGAGAGAGAGACGCUGGAGCAGGCAGUGUAUCAGCGUGGGAGAGUACCGGGCCCUGCAGGCCUGUCCCCUCGGCCUGCGCCAGGAUUCCUGGACAGGGAUUGGGGCUUGCACUCUUAAGAGACACACACAUACACGUACAGCAUACACACAUGCUGAAGGAUUUUUCGUUUUGUUAUUACUUUAAACAAGCUCUGUGUGUGUGUUAUUUUUAAAUCUUUUUUUUUUUUUUAAAGACAGCCUAGACAAAGAUGUGUAAAAUUUCCUGUCCAAAGAAAUAGGCAGAAUAACAGUUCAACCUCAUCUGUCAAUGUUUAGUUAUUAAUGUUCAUCAUUAUUGAGGAUUGGCAAGUCGCAGAUAAUCUUGUUUAUUUUUAUUAAAUGUAUGAGAGUAAGGGAAAUGUAGGCACUCUGUACCACUACACUGUCCACUGAGUUCAUGACUGUAAUGGAUCAAAAUCUUCACUACUAAAAAUGUUAGUUCUAAGCCCAUGGAAAGCCCUGCCCUUCCUGUUUAUAUGGACUGAAUCCAAUAUAAAGUAUCUUUUUUUUUUUUAUUCAUUUUGUGGAGACAGGUCAAAGCUGCUUUGUACAGAAGACAAUUCCGUUAAUUGCUGGUGGCAGAAGAGAGCUUUUUCAUCAAAAUGUGUAAGGCCAUCUUAUCCAUGGCACGAUGCUGCUUUCAUAAGUACCAGUCAGUUUUGUUUGUUUGUUUUCUUUGAAUUGUCCUGUAUGCACCAGGUACUGAUUUUUGUUUCUGUUGUUAACUGUACCAAGAGGAUAGCUGUGCUAAAGACUUCAUGACUGAAAAAGUUGCCUUUAAGUGACUAAUAUUACCCAACCUGAAUGAAGAAUUUCUGUUCUGAAAAGGGUUAGUAAUCGUAAUAUCGCUCCCAUUGGAGCUUCUGUGCAUUUCAAAAGCUUAUUUGUUUGUUGUCGUCCUUCUCAAUUUCACAUUUCUAACACCGCAUCUUUGUGAAGGUUGGCAACACAGUACUGUACGCAGAGACAAGACGAAUUGUAGUACACUUCAUAAACCUGUGGACAGUCUUAAAUUCUAGAUGUGAUAUCAAUGUGACCACUGAUUUUUUAAAAAUAGAGAAUAUAUAUCAAAUUAGAUCAUAAAUUAGGAUUAUGACUGUAAAUUGAGAUGUAUGUGUGUUGUUGCAUUAGAACAACAGGGUUAGAGAAAACCCUUUUAUGUGCUGUUGUACAAAAGACUGCCAGUGUGGUAAUUGGUAUUAUGGUUUGGCUGUUAAUAGUUUUGAAACAUCUAAAGGCAUUUUUUCUUAGAGCUGU
Messenger RNA from Megalops cyprinoides (Indo-Pacific tarpon), 3000 nucleotides. It is a transcript of the gene slc71a1-1, whose product is annotated as major facilitator superfamily domain containing 14A 1. Gene Ontology annotation, molecular function: transmembrane transporter activity. The coding region runs from base 4 to 1518 and encodes 504 amino acids. The transcript is spliced from 13 exons. Gene Ontology annotation, biological process: transmembrane transport. The record is from RefSeq and is a predicted model, not a curated record. Lineage: Eukaryota; Metazoa; Chordata; Actinopteri; Elopiformes; Megalopidae. Gene Ontology annotation, cellular component: membrane.